Messenger RNA from Nannospalax galili (Upper Galilee mountains blind mole rat), 1700 nucleotides. RefSeq names its product PC-esterase domain containing 1A (gene Pced1a). Lineage: Eukaryota; Metazoa; Chordata; Mammalia; Rodentia; Spalacidae. The transcript has 9 exons. The coding region runs from base 166 to 1575 and encodes 469 amino acids. The record is from RefSeq and is a predicted model, not a curated record.
GGGUCUUUGCAGAACCGACUGUCGUCCAGGGGCGCGGGAACAUGACGUUAGAUCAGGAGCCUACUGCGGGCCAGGCGCUGGGUGUACAGGCCUGCCCUGCUGGCCGGUGAAUCCCUGGAGCAUCAAGACUCGUGGCCUCUCCCUGCAGUCCGUGUCAGUGGCAGCAUGGUCUUCUGUCUGGAAAACGAGGUGCCGCACCGCCUGCUGCGAAGCGCUAUGGUCCACUUCCAGGCCUCAGAAGUCCAGCAGCUGCUACACAACAAGUUCGUGGUCAUCUUGGGGGACUCCAUCCAGAGAGCUGUAUAUAAGGACCUGGUGCUUCUGCUCCAGAAAGACACACUUCUCACAGCUGCCCAAUUGAAAGCUAAGGGGGAGCUGAGCUUUGAACAGGAUCAGCUGGUGGCUGGGGGCCAGCUGGGCGAGCUGCACAACGGGACACAGUACCGUGAGGUCCGUCAGUUCUGCUCGGGUUCUGGCCACCAUCUUGUGCGCUUCUACUUCCUCACCCGUGUUUACUCGGAGUACCUUGAGGAUGUCCUGGAGGAGCUGAAGUAUGGACCUGCUCCUGACCUAGUCAUCAUCAACUCCUGCCUCUGGGAUCUCUCCAGGUAUGGCCGCUGUUCAAUGGAGAGGUAUCGGGAGAACCUGGAACGAGUGUUUGUGCGCAUGGACCAGGUUUUGCCAGACUCCUGUCUGCUGGUGUGGAACAUGGCAAUGCCUCUCGGGGAGCGUGUCACUGGGGGUUUCCUCCUGCCUGAGCUCCAGCCCCUGGCAGUCUCUCUGCGUCAGGAUGUGGUUGAGGGGAACUUCUACAGUGCUACACUAGCUGGGGACCACUGUUUCGACGUCCUAGAUCUCCACUUUCAUUUUCGGCAUGCUGUACGCCACCGUCAUCGAGAUGGUGUCCAUUGGGACCAGCAUGCACAUCGCCACCUCUCACACCUGCUUCUGACCCAUGUGGCCGAUGCCUGGGGCGUGGAGCUGCCCAAACAUAAUCAUCCCCCUGGGAGCAUCAUGGCUUAUUUCCACAUCUGCAUCAUGUACCAAAAGGACCCGUGGAUUGAGGACUGGCCUGAGACGGAUCAUCCAUUCCAGGGAAGCCAUAGGCAGCCCCCAGACUUUGGGGAGCAGCUGGCCUUGCCCCCACCCCCACCCUCCCUUUUGUCCCCUCCCAUGUCUUUUCCUUACCCACUUCUUCAGCCCUCACCACCUCCCUUGUUCCCACCUAUGCCCCAGGAUGCCCCCUUUUACCAAGGCCAGCCCUUUCAACCCUAUGAAUUCUUCAAAUACAGUGCAGUGGAAGACUCCUCAAUGCCACCCAACUUAGGAUGUGGUCCUGGAGUGAACUUUGUGCCUGGCCCCCUGCCACCAUCAGUACCUGGCCCUGUUUCCCAUGGUCAGCACCGGGGCCCAGUGGUCCAUCGGGGCAUGCCACGUUGUAUUCCUAACAACCCCUACCAUGUGCCAAGGAUGGGGGGAGCAUGUAGACAGCGGCUCAGACACUCAGAGAGAUUGAUCCACACAUACAAACUGGACAGACGGAGACAUGCCCAUUCAGGGACAUGGCCUGGGUAGACUAGAUCUUAGAUUGGGGCUAGAUGUGCCAAUGGCCUGAGGGCCUGCCUGAUACCCCAGCUGCUGGACCAGGGUGUUCUUGCCCAUUGCUAUUAUCAAUAAAGGCACGGAAGGACAGAGUGACA